Octodon degus (degu) is the source of this 576-nucleotide messenger RNA. RefSeq names its product coiled-coil-helix-coiled-coil-helix domain containing 5 (gene Chchd5). The transcript has 4 exons. The coding region runs from base 89 to 421 and encodes 110 amino acids. NCBI's taxonomy places the organism in Eukaryota, Metazoa, Chordata, Mammalia, Rodentia, Octodontidae. The record is from RefSeq and is a predicted model, not a curated record.
UAGGGCGGGUAGGCGGGGCCUCGCCUUGACAACCCGAUGCCGGAAAAGGCGGGUCUCUCCUCCUUGGCGGAUCCUCCGCUGUACCGACAUGCAGGCGGCCCUGGAAAUCACUGCUCGCUACUGUGGCCGGGAGCUGGAUCAGUAUGGCCAGUGUGUGGCAGCAAAACCUGAGUCAUGGCAGCGGGACUGUCACUACCUUAAGAUGAGCAUUGCCCGGUGCACAUCGGCCCACCCAAUCAUCCGCCAGAUCCGCCAGGCCUGUGCCGAGCCGUUUGAGGCUUUUGAGGAGUGUCUUCGGCACAACGAGGCAGCUGUGGAAAACUGUGCCGAACACGUGCGCCGUUUCCUGCAGUGUGCGGAGCAAGUGCAGCCGCCGCACUCACCUGCGCCUGUACAGACUCAGCCCCUUCCUGCCUCCUGAGGACUCCUUGGACUUCAGGAAGGCUGGACACGAGUGACUGCCUUGUGAUACCCUCACCCCUUCAGAGUGCUGCGGGCCUGCACCGUGGGCCUGGCUUCCCUGGACUCCCAAUAAAGACUGUGCAACUGACUCUGGUUCCUGCCAUUAGCACCUGA